UCCAUAAAAAAAAAAAAAAUUCAGGAAAGUCAUCUGUGAAGUAUAAAAGGUGAAGCUAGAAUCAAGAAUCAAGAGAGAAGAAACUAGGAAGUUUUGGAGAUAGAAAUGAAGAGAAAAAGGGAAACAGAAACAAGGUCAGAGUUAAGGUCUGCCAUUGAAGAGCUGUCCAUAUUAGCCAAAGUUCAGCCUAGCGAUAAUCAUACUGCUAUUCAUAUACCAACCAAGCCUUUUCUUCAUGUCUGCACCUUGAUUCUUCAAGUUCUUGAUAAGAUAGGUCCAACUAUGGCUGUCCUUAGACAAGACAUUCAUCAAAAUAUGCAGAGAUUGGAGAUUCUUUGGGAAUCCGAUCCCGCAAAGUAUUCGAAUUUGAUUGAGAUGUUGAAAAAAGAAGACAGUGAAGGCAAUAGAAGAAAGGGUACCAGCUGCAGUAGAGCUUUUCUCUGGCUUAUCCGGUCAAUGGAUUUUAUGGUAGCUUUGUUACAACGAUUGGUUAAGGAUCCUGAGCAGAACAUAGAACAAGCAGUUGAAGAGUCCUAUAAUAUUACUUUGAAGCCAUGGCAUGGUUGGAUAUCAUCGGCUGCUUUUAAGGUGGCGCUGAAACUCGUGCCUGAUAACAAAACAUUCAUUAGUCUCCUCCUGACAAAAGAUCAAAAUUAUGACAACCUUAAAGAGGAUAUGCAGACCUUAAUUUCAUUACUUGUUCCUUUACUAGAAGAGAUCCACUCUAUCCUGAGAUUUUAUCGAUUGGAUAGGUUAAAGUCUACCUGAGGAGAAUAUGUCAGAAGAAAAAGACAAGAAAAAGCAUAUGGAGCUUGGUUUUCUAAUAUAUGGAUUGUAGUCUUCUCCAACCCCAGUUUUUGGUGGAAAUAUGCAUCUGUAAAUAAGACUUCUAAGUUGUAAACAAGAUCUGCUGCAACAGCUACGUUUUUCUAAUGUAUCUAGACAUCUAAUGUAAAGAGGAUUCACUAAAGAGCUCUUCCACUCUCUGUACAAAUGUUUGCAUCAGGGAAAACCCAAUUAUUAGUCUUGAGUUGGUCUCAUUAAGCAUAUGUCUGUAUUAAAAUGGUAGUUGGCGGCCUAACCGAGUAAAAAUUAACUAGGAAAUCUGAGACCAAAACUGUUCAACCGCAGCAUUUAUUCCCAUUCUAAGGCCUUUCAAGGGCAAAAAAAUUGGAAGUUCUUUUAAAAAUGACAGAAUGGAUGUCAAAGUUAGUAUGAGCCUAGGAGGACUUCCACUUGUGUUGCAGACAAUGUGCAAAGAAGUCUGAAAGUAGAAAAUUAAAAGUACAUCAAUUUGAGUUAUGCACAUUCCUUGUCACUUGAUCAAAUA
Messenger RNA from Durio zibethinus, 1330 nucleotides. RefSeq names its product glycolipid transfer protein 3-like. Gene Ontology annotation, molecular function: ceramide 1-phosphate transfer activity; ceramide 1-phosphate binding. The record is from RefSeq and is a predicted model, not a curated record. Gene Ontology annotation, biological process: intermembrane lipid transfer; ceramide transport. NCBI's taxonomy places the organism in Eukaryota, Viridiplantae, Streptophyta, Magnoliopsida, Malvales, Malvaceae. Gene Ontology annotation, cellular component: cytoplasm; membrane; cytosol.